Messenger RNA from Exophiala mesophila, 1752 nucleotides. RefSeq lists its product as uncharacterized. The transcript has 2 exons. Gene Ontology annotation, cellular component: endoplasmic reticulum membrane. Lineage: Eukaryota; Fungi; Ascomycota; Eurotiomycetes; Chaetothyriales; Herpotrichiellaceae. The record is from RefSeq and is a predicted model, not a curated record. Bases 129 to 1481 code for a protein of 450 amino acids.
CCCACCUUCGUAGCCUGGACAAGAUGUCGCACGCCUGAGUUCGACUCCUCAUUACCACCCUCUCCUACUCCAUGGCUUGAGCAUUGCACCAGUCUUACCAACACCAGCCACAUGCCCUGCUGCUCACCAUGUCCUCCUUUGCCCAAGCAUUCUCAGGGCCGACCCGCAUGGGCGGCCAUUUCGUCGACAUGUUUCCCAAAGGACAGGACAUUACAUGGAAUCUACUUCCCUAUAUCGUGAUUUGGCUCAUCUUCGCAGUCAUUCUUUUGAUUUGGCUGUUCAUUACCCUCUUUGUCCCCGAUCCUCGGAAGCCCCUCCCCUCGGAGAAGUUCUUCACCACCGUCGAAGCCACUGGCAACGUCACAGACCCAGAACCCCUUCCUAGUUGGUACGAUGAUAUGGUUCAGAAAGCACAGAGUGCUCGUCGUGAAGACAAACACUUUGACAUGGAUGCUGCGAUCGAGCCUGCAGAAGUUCUCGUGACCUUGGUAGUCCCUGCCUUCAACGAAGAACUGCGACUGAAUGGAAUGUUAGAGGAGGCUGUCAACUAUCUUGAGACAAACUAUGGCACGAAGGCGACCAAUCCCUCCAUCACCACCGUCGAAGAGAAGUCCCCGAUAUCCGAGACACCACCUCAAAUAUCAACAUCCCGAGCUCGUCGACGGAAGUCGAAUGGUGUCGCUGGCGAUGUACCUCCUUCCGCGCCUUCUGCCCAUUCCGCAACGUCCUCUUCCUCCACCUCAACCGCCCAAGGCUGGGAAAUCCUCUUGGUCGACGAUGGAUCCACCGAUGACACCAUCCUAGAAGCACAAACAUUUUCACGAAAACACAUCCUCCCCAAGAUGCCUCGCCGAGCGUCAGGACCCUGGACACACCGCAGCGAGACGGGCGUCAAGAUUCCUCCUGGGUCGAUCCGAUUUAUCUCACUCGAGAAGAACCGCGGCAAAGGUGGAGCCGUCACACAUGGCAUGCGGCACGCUCGAGGGCAAUACGUGGUUUUUGCCGACGCCGACGGCGCCAGCGACAUCACUGACUUGGGUAAACUCAUCGACUCAUGCCUGGAUAUUGCUGACGAGCGUGGUCGCGGCGUGGCCGUUGGGUCCCGUGCCCAUCUCGUUGGCAGCGAAGCUGUAGUCAAGCGGUCCAAGUUGCGCAAUUUCCUCAUGCACUCGUUUCACUUGCUGCUCAAAUUCAUGACUCCGCCUCAAACCGCCCGCAUCCGUGAUACCCAGUGCGGGUUCAAGCUCUUCUCACGGCCGACGCUGCCCUACAUCGUGCCACAUAUGCACAUGGACGGCUGGAUUUUUGAUGUCGAGAUGCUCAUGUUGGCUGAAUUUGCCGAUAUCCCCGUUGCUGAGGUCGCCGUCGGAUGGAGAGAAGUCGCGGGCAGUAAACUCGACGUUGUCCGGGACAGCAUUGGCAUGGCUUGGGGGUUGGCAUUGUUAAGAGUGUGUUGGGGUCUUGGUAUCUAUCGACGCUGAAGCAUAAGACGACGGAUUCUCUAUUCACAAUGGCUCAUACGAGGGGGGAAAUAAUCAUCUGUGAACCGGUACACAGGAAAAGAUUUUGGGUCUUCUGCAAAAGGUCAACCAUGAAUGAAUGAACAAAUAGAUCAUGUUGGAAUGGGACUCGUCAUUGAAAAACGUGGUCAAUAUCGAAAUUGACUCAUGCGGCAUAGAUUUUCGCAGCUAUACCCUGGACACCUAGAUAUCUUGAUAGAACCCAUCGUCCAUGUCUGAGUCUAUCGAUUCG